AAGGACCAUAGGGGUGUGGUUUCACAAGGCCUAGAACCGAAUUUUACCUCGAAAGGUGCAGACUAACAAGCAGGUAGUCUCUGCUUCCCUAACGAGGCUGCUCAUAAAAGGGGAGAAUCAACCGUUGCACGCCUCAUUCCAGCCUUGGGCUCAAAGUGCGAUCGAUCUUUUACAAACCCAGGUACCAUAGUAAGUAAAUGGAGGGGGGGGGGGGCAGGCAGGCAGGCAGGCAGGUCGGGCUGGGUGGGGGUGGACAACCCAAGCGCCUCAUCCCGGUCUCUUGGGUGGCUGCCCGAGCAAUCGAGGCAAGCUCCAUAACCCCACCAGGAGUCAACAGCCUCUGUGAUUCUGUGCCUCUCUCAAGCCCCCCGCCUCUCUCUCUCCCUCUCUCUGUGCAAACAAAAACACCGAGAACGGCAUCCCAAGCGUCCUAAACCGCUACCAGCGUGCCCUUUUGUUUCUCCUUCCCCUUUUUCCAGCAGCCGAAACACAAUCAGCAAAGAUGGCAGACAACUUCGUUGACGUCGCAAAGCAGUUCUGCGACUUCUACUACCAGACCUUCGAUGCCGACCGCAAGCAGCUCGGCCCGCUGUACCGCGACCAGAGCAUGCUGACCUACGAGUCGAGCUCUGUCCAGGGUGUCGCCGCGAUCGUUGAGAAGCUCUCUGCUCUUCCCUUCCAGAAAGUGCAGCACAAGAUCACCACUCAGGACCCCAUGCCCGGCAUAGCAGAUGGCGGUGUCCUUGUCCUGGUCACCGGCCAGCUUCUGGUCGACGACGGCGAGCACCCCAUGAACUUCGCGCAGACCUUCCACCUGAUGAAGGACGCCAACGGCAGCUUCUUUGUCUCGCACGACAUCUUCAAGCUGGUCUACUAGACACGCUGAUGCUUUGUCUCUGAACAAGGGGUUGGGGGGUGUGCUGGACAUAUGAAGGCAACAGACAACAUGUUAUUGGUGCAUUUGCUGCGAAUUUGACGGGUACGCGUGUGGUCGCGCGCGGAGGACAUAUGAUCGAAGGGGUCGAUGAGAUAUUGCGUUUUCGUUCUAGAGACCUGGCAGGCACGGCCAACAAAAAAAAACAAGAGACGACUGGACAUAAGACAACUGAAUCUCCUUCGUGCCGUCUGACGAGAACAACAAGGGUCCGCGGCUAUGUCUUCUAUGAGCGGAAUUGCUCUUGAGACAAAUUUCUGGACGAACUGGAAACAGUUGCUGCCCUGCCGGUCUACACAAAGGAAUGAUGGGCAUAUUUGCUCGAGUCCCGGACCAACAGCGUGCAACUUCUGCUGCCCGGCGUUUUUCCAAGAUCGCUGCUGUGUCGCAACGCAAGGGCCUCAAAGGGCUGACCCGUCUUUGCCAGAUGUAUUAUAUUGCUGCAGCAAGAUCAGCUGCUAAGCCGGAAGUUCGGAUGAACAAUGACUGGCAAUAGUGCAAGCUAUUACCAAAGGGCGACCCGACCCCUGCCGGCUCACUCAAUGGUGCGAUGGCGCAGCAAAGUCUUGGUCACCCAUGCUGCCAAGGGCGGUGGUGAUGGCCACGUAAGUGCUGUUCGUAAACCAGCAGGUCCGUCA
Molecule: messenger RNA, 1572 nt
Organism: Diaporthe batatas
Lineage: Eukaryota; Fungi; Ascomycota; Sordariomycetes; Diaporthales; Diaporthaceae
Exons: 4
Coding region: 503-877 (124 amino acids)
Biological process (GO): protein import into nucleus
Cellular component (GO): nuclear pore central transport channel
Source: RefSeq, a predicted model, not a curated record